Messenger RNA from Notechis scutatus (mainland tiger snake), 1891 nucleotides. The record is from RefSeq and is a predicted model, not a curated record. Lineage: Eukaryota; Metazoa; Chordata; Lepidosauria; Squamata; Elapidae.
AUGUUGAGACCAGUUAAGAAGCAAGCCUUGAGAAAUGAGCAAGCAGAUGAGGCAACUUACUUGGCACACCUGGCAGCACAGAGAAAUGCUAGUGCCUUCUUUGAGAAGUACGACAGAAGUGAGCUUCAGGAAUUACUGACUACUUCAUUCUGCAGCUGGUUGGCAUCCAAAGAUGACAUGCGUCACCCAUUAGAACUUCCCAGUGGACUUCUAAGUCAGAUGAAAAGCGUCAAUACUUCAAUAGCUAUUGUACUUAUGCCAGUGGAACCAGGCUUAGAUCUGGACUGUCGGGAAAUUCAUCAAAUGAUCAGAGAGUUGGCCGUAGGCAUUUAUUGUUUGAACCAAAUCCCUUCUAUCAGUUUAGAUGCCAAUUAUGAUCAGAGUACUUCUUGUUCACUCCCUCCAGCGUAUUUCGAUACAAGAAUAGGACAAAUGUUAAUUGCUGUUGACUACAUGUUGAAAGCCCUGUGGCAUGGGGUAUACAUGCCCAAGGAAAAAAGGGUAAGGUUCUCUGAACUCUGGCGCUCUAGCAUGGAUAUUGAUCAAGACGGUGUUCCCCAAACAUUAAAAAGGCCUGCUGUAGAGUUCUGUCAAGCUGGUCUAAUAGACAUUACAAAAGAGCCUGAGUUUGAAGGAAUCUAUGAUGAAAAUAUGAAUGAAGAUCCAACUUACAAUCCUAACAGCACCGAAGAAAAAACUUUCUUUAUGCAGUUUGUGGACCAUAUAAUACUUAAGCUGACGUUUGCCGCUACAAAGAUUCAACAGUAUGAAGAUGUCUUCUUGUUCGAUGCAGCAUACAACCUCUCCAGUGCAAUUAGAAUGACUGAGGAUCAUCUUGAUGCUUUCUCAUACCAGAGACUACAGCAGAGGCUCACCCUUCAGCUCAAACUUCUGAAAAAGCAUCUAGAAAAGAAAGAAGACAUUCAAAAGAACAUAGCAUACAUGAAGCUAAUAACCUUUCUCAUCCCGUUUAUCAUUAAUUUAAAGAGAAAAAACAAAGUCCCAAAUUUAAGCCGGCUUCUUCAGCCGUAUUCAGAUGACAAAGUUAAAACUGAACGUGAAUUGCCCCCAUUUUUGCUUGGAACAGAUUUCAAAUGCCAACAUUUUUUGUAUGCCCAGGAUCAGUAUUUCCAUCUCCAUGGUGGCAUUGAAUUUGAUAUUGGGACACCUUCAGUUGAAGAAGUUUCCAAAGAGGUUAAGGCUGCCUAUGAUGAAAUGCACACAUGUGCAAUAAAUCAUCUUACUCAUCUGCUGGACACAGAUGCACCCUACAGAGAACACUAUCCUAUACCAGUAAUGGAUUUUGAUGGCAAAAGAUACUACGUAAUUGGCAUUGAGCUUGAAGCUUUUUAUAUGCUUUUUAAAAGUCAGUGGUGGGGAGCUAUCAAUGAAGUAAUAAGCACCCUUAAACCAAAAAGGCUUCCAUUAACUGAUACACAAGCAAUGGAACAAUUCAAGAAAAGAUUUGGCUAUAGGAAAGCUAUUAAAUGUAAGAGCCUGUCUUUUGGCAUGAAAUCUGCAGCUGAUAGAGGACUGGCUGCCAUCUUCCUUACCUUCUGCCGUAGGACCUCCAUCAACAGUCUUGCUAUUACAGAUGAUUGUGGUUAUGCAUACAUUCAUCAUGCUGCUAUUUACAACCGUGUGGCAAUUAUAGCUCAGGUGGUUAAACUACAUCUAACGAUUAAUCAAAAGCGUUCUAUUCCAGCGAGCCAAGGAAAACGUUUCCAAAAACCAGAAACAAAAAGUGGAACACCUGCCUUCAUAGAAAAGGAUGUCAUGAUUGGAGAAAGAAGUUGUGAGUUGUAAAUAAAUGCAGGAUUAACAUUGUACCUAUUAAGGAUAUUUGCAGACACAUUUUUUUGUGUACAAUUGCCUUAUUUCAAACACUGAC